Messenger RNA from Penicillium salamii, 2514 nucleotides. NCBI's taxonomy places the organism in Eukaryota, Fungi, Ascomycota, Eurotiomycetes, Eurotiales, Aspergillaceae. The record is from the annotation of a GenBank genome assembly.
AUGAGCUUCGAUCCUCUUCGCCCGCGCGGGCGACCAGCCCACACGCCCGGCACGACGGUACUGACCUACACACCUGACGGACGACGAAUCAUCACUGGCGGUUCGAACUCGGCGAUUCGCAUCUACACUGUUGGCGAAGAUGGGGAGCCCAAAACCAUUGACGAGGGCGUCGACGGGCACUUUGGUAUCUGCGCGACGAACCGGUCUUUCAUCAUGGGCGCCGAUGAUGGAACGGUGUGGUUGUACGAUCUCAUGUCGGGUAAAAUGCAACAAUUGCUUGUCCGCUGUGCUUUGCCAGUGAGAGAUAUUGCAGUGACCACGGAUGGAGAAUGGGUUGCUGUUUCCAGCGAUGAACUCACUGUCAAAAUGGUGAAAGUUGAUGAUAUGCACCAGGUUAAGUAUCUACGGGAACAAUCCAAGGGGACGAAGCACGUCACAUUCGACCCCAGCAGCCGAUAUGCGACAAUUUCUGGUACAGAUGGAAUCCUCUACAUCUAUUCCCUCGAGGAAGAGGAGCCACAGCUAGUUCAUAAACUGGAUGGAGCGAUUCGACGAUUGGAGGCUGAGGCAGAGGCGACAUCGAAAGCAGUCUGGCACCCCGAUGGGACUGCAUUCGCCACUGCAGAAGCGACCCGGGACAUCGCCAUAUACUCAACCUCGGGAUGGAAGAAGGAAAAGACAUUUGCCGGUGGUCAUACUGGGGACAUCACAGCCAUGGGCUGGGCCCCCAACGGCUCCCUCUUGGCAUCUGCAGGAGCUGACGGAUACAUUGUACUCUGGGAGGCCAAGACACAAAAGAUCUUGCAACGAUUUGACUUUGGAAAUGUCAUCAAUCUGGCCUGGCAUCCGAACAAGAACUCGCUUUCAUUUACGACUUCGGAUGGAGAGCUCUUCAUCUACGAUAACUUUGUGCCCAAGGACCACGAGGCGCUAUUGCAGAAACCUCUCCAAGCUGCUCCUAUUCUCCCUGAACCUCUUGGGGAGAUCUCCAACAAUGUCGGACGCACGACACUGGCGGACCGGUCCAAGGAGGCCAUCCAGCGAGCGGCGAGGAGAGGUAGUCCCGACUCACUGGAUGAUAUUCUCGGCGGGGACGAGGAUAUGAUGGACUUUGUCGAUGAUGAUGAUGGAGCUGGCUAUGCUGAUGAGCAGAUCAAUGCAUUCGGCAAGCGGCCGAAUGGUCAUCUCGACGAUCUCGGUGCUGAUUACAAGCGCACCCACUCAAGUGGUCUAUCACUCAAAGCUCACCCCCCUAUCCAGCCUGGUAGCACCCCCUGGGCUGGAAGCAGAAGAUAUCUCUGCCUCAACCUCACUGGAGCUGUCUGGACGGUGGAUCAAGAAACACACCAUACAGUCACAGUCGAGUUCUAUGACCGGGAAGCUCAUCGAGACUUCCACUUUACUGACCCAUAUAUGUACGACAAGGCUUGCCUGAAUGAUAAUGGCACAUUGUUCGCCAACAACCCUUCGGAUGACAGUCCAGCCACCAUUUUCUACCGGCCCCAUGAGACGUGGACCGCGCGAGCAGAUUGGCGGACUCAAUUACCAGAGGGAGAGCAGGUUCGAGCACUGGCACUCAGCGAUUCUUACAUUGUCGCUGUAACAUCCAAGGACUACGUCCGGGUCUACACUCUCUUUGGAACUCCCUUCAAGGUGUAUCGACAAAAGAGUCAAGCUGUGACCUGCGCAGCGUGGCGCAAUUACAUUAUGAGUAUCGGAAAUGGACCUGUCGGCCCUGAUGGACGCCACACCACAUUACGAUACACGGUGGAGAACGUCAAGCGGGAUGAAAUCUGCCAAAACGAAGACACUGUUGCCCUUCCGGAAGGGGCUACACUACAGAGUGUUUUCUUCUCUGAUAAUGGGGAUCCUUGCAUCUACGAUUCCACCGGUGUUCUCCUUGUACUGCAAGGUUGGCGCACUCCUGGACAAGCCCGAUGGGUGCCCCUACUCGACACUAAGCAGAUGGCUCGUCUCGCGGGUGGACGAAAGGAGGAAACAUACUGGCCCGUCGCCGUGGCCCAAGACAAGUUCCACUGUAUCAUUCUUAAGGGUGGCGAUAAGAACCCCUACUUCCCCCGACCACUCCUGAGUGAAUUCGACUUCCAGAUCCCACUCUCCAAUACGGCAGUGGACAAGGACAGCGAAGAGACCGCCGCCGAAGGAGCUCGAUUUGAAGAAUCCUUCGUUCGGGGUAAUGUUCUUUUGACUCUGUUCCGUGAUCUUCUUGCCUCUACAAAUGCCACUUCCAGUCAACGAUCUGACUUGGCGCGACGAGAGCUCAACCUGGAUAAGAAUCUGCUACAGAUGCUGGCCAUUGAAUGCAGAGAAGGCGAGGAACGCGGUAUGAAGGCGCUUGAACUGGUCGCUUUGAUGUCUGAUCGCAAUGGCAAGAUGCUGGAGGCGGCUGCUAAGGUUGCGCAGCGGUAUGGCCGGGGUGUGUUGGAAGACAAGAUUCGCGAUCUGGCCGAGCGGCGAGUGAUGGGGAUGGGUGAUGAUGAUGAAUUGGCUUAG